This is a messenger RNA of Kuraishia capsulata CBS 1993, 1335 nucleotides long. RefSeq lists its product as uncharacterized. NCBI's taxonomy places the organism in Eukaryota, Fungi, Ascomycota, Pichiomycetes, Pichiales, Pichiaceae. The coding region runs from base 1 to 1335 and encodes 444 amino acids. The transcript has a single exon. The record is from RefSeq and is a predicted model, not a curated record.
AUGACUGGAUUCAAUCCUGUGAAAAGGUUUACAUUUGUGGCAUUGGUGUUGACUUUGACUGCCAAUUCUUUGGCUCAGGAGCUUAUCCCACGGGAUGACGACACACCAGCAGCCGAGACCGAGACUCAUGCCGGCUCGAAAACUUUCCAUUGGUUGGCUACAAUGGCAAUGCUAUUGAUCUUGCCUUCUAUAGCAUGUGCUUUCAGCUGGGCAAACAGAUUUGCCUCCUCGGUGUUUUUGCAGGUUAUAGCAGCCGUUUAUGCUGUUUUUGAGGCUCUCUUCCUGUCCUUCCCCGAUAUGAAUGGCGUUGAAAACAGGACUUCAAAGGGAACCGCAUGGUUUCUCGCAUUUUUUUACUGUUUCACCAUCUUGGUGGGAGGUCUUGCUAGCGGGUCAAGUGCUUUUAUAUCCGAAGAUACUUCAAGCAGGUGGGUUGCGCUGGCAGGCCAGAAGACUCUCACAAGGGCCUACAAGGCUUGCUCAUUACUUGUCACCAUGACCGGUUGGGUCAAAACGUCUCUAGCCCCGGUGGCUAUGUUUGGAUUUUGCCGUGAGGCUCAUACAGGCCAGUGUAUCGCACACGGCAUUAUGGGCUCUGCCUUCGUUAUGUAUGGUUUGGUGUACAUCAUUGUUCUAGUGAUUCCAUGGCUGAGGAACGGCGAUGGCCAGAAGAAAAGUCAAGAAUACUACGACAGCAUCGUGAUGUGUGCCUGGGGAAUUGUCAACACUUUCACGGAGCAUCGUUGGGGACGGGAGGGCUGGUCCCAUGGUGAUUACCAACACACUUCCAUGGGCAUCAUAUGGUGGGCAGGCGGAUUGCUUGGUAUAUGGUUCACUCGUAACGGUGCCAGAUCGUUCAUACCGUCGUUACUGUUGAUUUUCACCGGCUAUGCAAUGUCUCAGCAUGCUCAGCAUCUGGAGAUAAGCACCAAAGUUCAUGCCAUGUUCGGUUAUGCCCUUAUACUUGGUGGCUUCUCACGUAUUGCUGAAAUUUCGUUUUUGCUGCGGGAUGACAGAGCAGACAAAUACAAGAUCAUAUCGUUCCAGUAUUUGCCCUCGUUUGCGCUCAUUGAAUCGGGAAUCCUGUUCAUGGGUGCCAAUGAAGAACAACUGGACCUGGUGGUGAGUUUGGGUGCUGACCAUUCCUCGUAUAUCUUGGUGCUUACAAGUGCUACUUUUGUGAUAUAUCUGUGGUUUUUACUUCUGAUAGAGCUUUACCUGAAGCUUGAAGGGUACAGUUCGAACUUGGGGAAACGCGAUUACGAAGCGGUGACGGACUUUGAACUGGACAGUAUGUCAGACGAUUUGAGGAGAGAGACUCCGAGUGAUGCUUAA